Messenger RNA from Erpetoichthys calabaricus (reedfish), 2733 nucleotides. It is a transcript of the gene sec61a1a, whose product is annotated as SEC61 translocon subunit alpha 1. Gene Ontology annotation, cellular component: Sec61 translocon complex; membrane. The record is from RefSeq and is a predicted model, not a curated record. Gene Ontology annotation, molecular function: signal sequence receptor activity; ribosome binding; transmembrane protein transporter activity. Gene Ontology annotation, biological process: post-translational protein targeting to membrane, translocation; SRP-dependent cotranslational protein targeting to membrane, translocation. The transcript is spliced from 12 exons. The coding region runs from base 202 to 1632 and encodes 476 amino acids. Lineage: Eukaryota; Metazoa; Chordata; Cladistia; Polypteriformes; Polypteridae.
UGGGCGGUACACAGAAACGUAUCGGAAGCAAGUCCGCCUCGCACUGACGUGGUUUAUCCAGAGGCUGAACCUUGAGUAGUGUUGACGUGUCUUUAUCGGUGUUCUCUUCUCAAGUAGCUGCCGGUCAGCUCAGCACAUCGAGACCAAGCCGGAGGCGCCUUCUGAAACGUUUCGGGACCAGUGAACUACAGCCAGGCCACCAUGGGGAUUAAGUUCUUAGAAGUAAUAAAGCCGUUUUGUGCGGUUUUACCAGAAAUUCAGAAACCAGAAAGAAAAAUUCAAUUCCGAGAAAAAGUACUAUGGACUGCUAUUACCUUGUUCAUUUUCUUAGUAUGUUGCCAGAUUCCUUUGUUUGGGAUUAUGUCAUCAGAUUCAGCUGACCCCUUCUACUGGAUGAGAGUUAUUCUGGCAUCAAAUAGAGGUACCCUCAUGGAGCUUGGUAUUUCACCAAUUGUGACCUCUGGCCUCAUCAUGCAGUUACUGGCUGGGGCUAAAAUCAUUGAAGUUGGUGAUACUCCAAAAGACAGAGCCCUCUUCAAUGGAGCCCAGAAAUUAUUUGGAAUGAUCAUUACAAUUGGCCAGGCUAUUGUGUACGUCAUGACAGGAAUGUAUGGAGAUCCAUCUGAAAUGGGAGCUGGCAUUUGCUUGCUUAUAAUCAUCCAGCUUUUUGUUGCUGGUCUGAUUGUCUUGCUCCUGGAUGAACUGCUUCAGAAGGGCUAUGGUUUGGGCUCUGGUAUUUCAUUGUUCAUUGCAACCAAUAUCUGCGAGACCAUCGUUUGGAAAGCUUUCAGCCCAACCACUGUGAACACUGGUAGAGGCACGGAGUUUGAGGGAGCUAUAAUUGCUCUGUUCCACCUCCUGGCAACCCGUACAGACAAAGUCCGUGCCCUUAGAGAAGCCUUUUAUCGUCAGAACCUCCCUAACCUCAUGAAUUUGAUUGCUACUGUGUUUGUGUUUGCUGUGGUUAUUUACUUCCAGGGAUUCAGGGUUGAUCUUCCAAUUAAAUCAGCCCGAUACAGGGGUCAGUACAACACUUAUCCCAUCAAGCUCUUUUAUACCUCAAACAUUCCAAUCAUCCUUCAGUCUGCCCUGGUUUCCAAUUUGUAUGUCAUCUCUCAGAUGUUGUCCACUCGCUUCAGUGGAAACUUCUUAGUGAAUCUACUGGGAACGUGGUCUGACACUUCUGCUGGUGGACCAGCUCGGGCCUACCCAGUUGGUGGUUUGUGCUAUUACUUGUCACCGCCUGAAUCUUUCACGUCUGUUCUAGAGGAUCCAGUUCAUGCUCUCAUAUAUAUUGUCUUCAUGUUGGGGUCUUGUGCCUUUUUUUCCAAGACUUGGAUUGAGGUGUCUGGCUCUUCAGCUAAAGAUGUUGCAAAACAAUUAAAGGAACAGCAGAUGGUUAUGAGAGGCCACAGAGAAACAUCUAUGGUCCAUGAACUCAACAGGUACAUUCCUACAGCAGCAGCAUUUGGUGGCCUCUGCAUUGGUGGGUUGUCUGUCAUGGCAGAUUUCCUUGGUGCAAUUGGAUCAGGAACUGGGAUCUUAUUGGCAGUUACAAUCAUCUACCAGUAUUUUGAGAUCUUUGUGAAAGAGCAAAGUGAAGUUGGAAGCAUGGGUGCCCUCCUUUUCUAAACUAACACAAAAGAAAAAUCAAUCUUCUGGCAUUUCUUACAUUAUGAAAACUGUAAGGACUUUUCCCUCCCUACCCCCUUGGUACAUCAAAGUGAAAAUCUUGACUUUUUUAUAUAUAUUUAUAUGUAUAUAUAAAUGUAUGCAGGCACAUCAACUGGGUGUGGAAUUUAUUCUACAUUUCACCCCGUAUGCUGAAGUGGAAGGAAACAUUUGAACUGUUUGCUUUUUAUGAGGAUGUUUUUAUUUUCUACAGAAGCAGUCCAGUUCAGUGCAUGUUGUGGUGUGGUUGGAUUUUUUUUUUUUUUUUUGGAUAUGGAGUGCCAUAUCAUGUCUCCUUAUUUCCCAUGAAGUUAAGUUUUAAAAACGCAAACAUUGACCUAAGGCUAAAUUAUUCCUGUUAGCAGAAACAUUUCAUUCAAGCUUCUUUCAGGAGCAGUCCAUGUCUGCGCCGAUGAUGGUGUGUUAAGGGGUCUGCGGAUUUAUUUUUUUUUUUAAUCAGGUGUAGAACACCAGAGGGAUAAAUCACAUGGCACUUUUCCAUAAGCUUCUCGUACUCUGACAUAGUUUUAAAGAGGAGCUUAGUUGCCUUCUUGUGAGUGAAGAAGGCUGGAAAAGGUGAUUGUCUAACCAACCAGUAUUUGCACACAGGUUGGCCGAGUACUCUCUUCACAUGUGAUGUGGUACAGUCAUACAAUAUCAUAGCUGUAUAACCUGCAAGACACAGAACUGACAGUAUUCUGUUGCUUAUGGAAGUAAAAUUUCUAGCUUGUCUACCAUUUUGUUCAGAAUAGUUACCCGAUUCUGGACGGUUAUCUACCUUUUGUUUUGAUAGACUUUAUUGCUGCAGAGUAAGGUGGAAAAUUGAUAAUUUACUUCUGUGUGUGCAUCAGAAAGCAAGGUUAAUAUUUGUAGAGAACAUGAACCUUGAUGGCAAUAAAGAGAUACCAUAGAUUUUUUUCGUCUAUUCUGCAUUUGUUUUGGUUCAACCUACUGUUAUUUCUUCUGGUUAACGUAUAGAUUUUUCUUUUGUAUAUAAGAAACCUCAUGCAUUCCUCUUUGGUUAAAAUAAAUACAAUGGACAUUUAAUAAAGAAUUUUGAAA